CUUCAUCACGACUUCAAGCUCCUUCUCACGACUUACCGCCGAUUUUCCUUGUCAACUCUCUCGAUUUCCUUGUUUCCUAUCCAGCACGACUAGCAAACAGCAGCACACCUUAGGCCGGUCCUCGUGGCAGUUGAUCUGUCUCACAUCUCCAACCCCAAAUCAGCUAUCCUCACGCUACUCGGCGUGAAGCAACCCGUUGCCCAACAUUUCCGCCAAUACUUCUUUCCUGCCGCCCCCGACAGCACCGUUUCCCAAACCACGGUUUCCCCUGCGCACGGCGAGCAAAGAACGACCUGCACUUGAGCUCAUCACCGACUUCGACUCGGCUGAGCCCUUGAAAAUGCGGUUCCAAGCCCCCCAACUAGGCGCCAUGGGCGUUACCUUCAGCAUCAUGAGGGCAUGCCAGUUCGCCUCGUUGAUUGCUGUUAUUGGGCUCUGUGCCAACUUCAUCAAUGGGAUCACCACUGCUGAGCACGACCCUCCAGCCGAGCUCAUCGGCACUCUGACAGUAGCGGUGACUUCGGUGGUCUACGUCGUCAUCACUUACAUCCUGUAUUACGAUAGCAUGCUCCCGCUGCUCUUUACCGGCAUUUUCGACGGUCUACUGCUCAUCGCAUCCAUCGUGGUGGCUUCGCUACUCGGGAAGCCCCUUUCUAAGCUCAACUGCGCUGCGCUCCCCACCUCAACUGGUCUCGCUGGCACAACCACGGCUUUUAUCUCCACCGCUGGCGUCCCCAUCCGGGCCACCAUCAUCACUCAGACAGUUUCUUAUCCCUCGUUCGUCACGCUCGACCGGACAACGUGUUACGAGAUCAAGGCCGUCUGGGGCUUGUCCAUCGCCCACUGCGUGCUCUUUUCCUUCUCCGCGCUUGUCUGCGUCGGCCUGUGGCACCGUCUCCGCAGUGAAGCGGCGACCAACACUGAGCCAAAGGACAUUGAGGGCUAGGGACGCGCGGGCGCCACGGGAGGGAAGCAGAAGACAAAA
Messenger RNA from Chaetomium fimeti, 985 nucleotides. RefSeq lists its product as uncharacterized. NCBI's taxonomy places the organism in Eukaryota, Fungi, Ascomycota, Sordariomycetes, Sordariales, Chaetomiaceae. Bases 341 to 946 code for a protein of 201 amino acids. The record is from RefSeq and is a predicted model, not a curated record. The transcript has 2 exons.